UUGACAACUGAUACAAUCAUAACCUUAAUGUUUGUUUGGAUGUGAUUAAUUUGUGAAAAGCAAUUGUGUAAAGAUUUUUAUUGCAUUUUAGCUAGAAUUUUCGAAACUCAAAAAACAAUAUUUAUAAUGAAUCCUCCUCUUACAUUUGGUAUUCAAAGUACUGCGGGAGCAGUGCCUGUUCGCAAUGAAAAAGGGGAACUUUCUAUGCAGAAAGUAAAAGUUCACAGAUACGUGUCAGGAAAAAGACCAGAUUAUGCCCAAGAUACUUUAUCAGAUUGGGAAAGUGACGAUGAUGAUUUUUUGGAGAAAAGAAAUCAUCCCAAUGUGCACCAACCAUCCCCUGAACCUGCACUUAGUGAUGAUGAUAUGAACGAUCCCCGCUUACGGCGUCUUAAAAUAAGAGAAGCUGAAAGUGAAGAUAGGCCAGAACGAAGAAGGCACAUCCAUGAACCUGAAGUUUUAGAAGAAUCUGACGAGGAAGAACAAAUUCAUUUGCCAGAACCGAAGCAUACAUUGGAAGCACCAGAUGAAGAUGAAUCUGAAGCUGAAUUAAGUGAUAGUGAAAUAGAAAAGAAAAGAGCUCAGCUAAAAGCCCGUGUUCUCACUAAACAACAUGAGGAGGAAUUUAUGGCUAAAGAAGAGGAAAAAUCAGAUUCAGAAUCUUCAGAAAGUUCAGAAUAUGAAGAAUAUUCCGAUUCAGAAGAGGAAACAGGGCCUCGCUUAAAACCUGUUUUUGUGCGUAAAAGAGAUAGAAUAACUAUUUUAGAGAAGGAAAAAGAAGCCCAAAAACAGAAACAAUUGGAAUUGGAAGCACAAAAGCAAGCAGAAGAAAGGCGAAGACAAACUCUACGAAUGGUAGAAGAAUCAAUUAGAAAAGAGCAACAAGCCAAAAGUAAAGAAGACAAUGAACCAAAUCUUAAUGAUGUAAAUACAGAUGAUGAGAAUGAUGAACUUGAAUAUGAAGCAUGGAAGCUCAGGGAGUUAAAACGAAUAAAAAGAGACCGAGAAGAAAGGGAAGCGCAAGAGAAAGAGAGGCUAGAAAUUGAAAGAUUACGAAAUAUGACUGAAGAAGAAAGGCGACUGGAAUUGCGUCUUAAUCCUAAACAAGUUAUAAAUAAGCCUAUAAAAGGCAAAUAUAAAUUUUUACAGAAGUACUACCACAGAGGAGCUUUUUAUUUGGAUAAAGAAGAUGACGUAUAUAAACGAGACUUUUCUCAGGCAACUUUGGAAGAUCAUUUUGACAAAACAAUUCUUCCAAAGGUGAUGCAAGUUAAGAACUUUGGGAGAUCUGGUCGAACCAAAUAUACGCAUCUGGUUGACCAAGAUACAACUCAAUUUGAUUCACCUUGGGUUAGUGAAACUUCUCAGAAUUUAAAAUUUCACAAUUCACAAGCAGGCGGAAUGAAGCAACAUUUUGAUAGACCUUCACUGAAAAAGAGAAAAGUACAAUAAUAAAAUAACUUGUACAUGUACCGACAUAUUUGAUGUAUCUAUUUUUAAAUAUCUAAUUAAUACUUACGGUGUAAUGAGAAAACGCAUUGAGCAUAGCAAUGGCAAAUAAAACUAUUUAUAGAAGAACAUUUGCCAAUUUUUUAACAUAAAUAUAUUUU
This is a messenger RNA of Agrilus planipennis (emerald ash borer), 1610 nucleotides long. It is a transcript of the gene Mfap1, whose product is annotated as microfibrillar-associated protein 1. Gene Ontology annotation, cellular component: U2-type spliceosomal complex. Gene Ontology annotation, molecular function: RNA binding. The transcript is spliced from 5 exons. The record is from RefSeq and is a predicted model, not a curated record. Gene Ontology annotation, biological process: mRNA splicing, via spliceosome. The coding region runs from base 127 to 1452 and encodes 441 amino acids. Lineage: Eukaryota; Metazoa; Arthropoda; Insecta; Coleoptera; Buprestidae.